Messenger RNA from Pestalotiopsis fici W106-1, 2430 nucleotides. RefSeq lists its product as uncharacterized. The transcript has a single exon. NCBI's taxonomy places the organism in Eukaryota, Fungi, Ascomycota, Sordariomycetes, Amphisphaeriales, Sporocadaceae. The record is from RefSeq and is a predicted model, not a curated record. Bases 1 to 2430 code for a protein of 809 amino acids.
AUGGACGACAAUAGCGAUCACAAGAAUGGAGAAGCCCAUAACGCCUUUACUAUGGACACGAGGUUCUCGUCACCAGGCACCUGCCUUUCACAGCCUGAUCAAGAGACACUUCAAAAUGACAACACGAUCUCGUUUCCUCAAGAGAUAGCACCAGCACCAACGCACGGAGAAAAUUCGCCACCUGAAUCCAAGGCGGUAGAUGAAGAGGCUCAGCCGUCUGAUACAGCCGAAUGUCACUCAGAGGACCCAGAAAGUAAUCUUCCACGCCAGCACAUCAAAAGAUCCAUCUCUGACGCUGUGGGGCGUCUGAAUAUAUGCGUCUUGUUUGGUGGAGCGAUCCUCUCAUCUGCUGCUGUCGGCUUCCUCAUCUUCUUGUGGACCGGUGGAAGUCCCGGUACAGACGGGCAGAAUGCUAGCUACACAUGGCGCUAUAUAAUUUUGGGAUCAUGGUUGCCUCAGGUGAUUACCAUUUCUACCCUGGCACUCCGUGUUUCGACUAGUGCGCAGGCAGCAAUUUGUACCUCGUUUGUGGCCGCCUUGACGCUGGAACGUCGUCCUACACCACUGGCCAAGGCUGCAGCAAUAUCGACAUUUAGGUCGCUCAAUACGAGUCCUCGAGCUCUUCUCUGGGAGAUGGUCGGUGAAAAGUCGGUGUCCCACCCGCUACAUCCAGAAGCAUUUCUGUUUAUUCUUUUGGCUGUAGCAAAUGUAGCAAUCCAGUUCUCGUCGACAAUCCUUUUCGCUGAUCUUCAAAGCAGUUUGGUCGUCGGCUUUCCAAACCAGACUGAGAAGAAUGUCAAUUUUGAAGACGAGGAGAUUAUGUUUCUCGCUUGGUCAAAGCCACCCGCAGAUUAUUCCUUGUUUGGAGAACUGCCGACCCAUUAUUCCGCGGAUCCAAACCCCUAUGGCCUGAGUGAUACUGGGAUAAAGCGUCAUGCGAUGCUCCCCUUCACCAAGGAUAGAACAACUGUGCGUAGCUAUCGAGGAUCUUCUAACGUAAUGAGUUCUCGCGUAGCAUGCAUGCCACCAGUCAUCUCUGGUGAGAUCAUAAGCGUCUUGAAUCCAACCAGCAAUCGCAGGUACGGAUGGAUGACGGGUCAGAUCAUGUACAAAGACUCCCUAGAAAGAGCCAAUUUGGGAGCGUCGGAUGAUUGUAGUUCAAGUAAUUGUUCGACUAUCGUGCCAUUUAAAUGUGGUAUUCCAAGCUGGAUGUACGACAGUCAGCCGAAAGCGGCCGCCUUUUGUUCACCCCAGGCUUUUGAUAUUCGACUGGCCUCCUCGAACUGGACUUUACAGAAGGAUCCGUGGACAUCAACGGCCACCAUGUUUCUUGUUCUUAGCUCUAACUUUGACAAUGAUGGAUGGGCCCUCAUGAACAACCAGACUACCGCAUUGCCCGAGUCUCGCACUCUGGGAGAAUGGCAAUCUUUUGAUUUCGGGUUGAGUCGUGAGAUUAACGUGACAUUAUGCUUCAACGCGAUAAAUUUCAUGUUAUCCAACGUAUCGUUGUCUACCAAAACGAAUCUUGUGGAGCCCAAGAUGCGAUACGGGUUCAAUGCCUCUUAUACAGAAGAUAUUCGAAAGUUUCUGGGCGCAGAUCCUAGUGUGCAACGUUUGGAGGAUAGAGGAGUGCUCAUCAUGGACACUAUAACCGAUCCAAGCGAUUAUGUCGUUGGUGCUAUUGGCAAUGCGCAUAUGCUUCCCUCAUCUCAAUUAAGCUCCAGCAUGCUGGAGUUUGACUUGGUGUACCCUUCAGCGAAUGAGACAAUUGCCGGCUGCGACUUGUGUGAGGCAGACAACAUAAGAAUUUCAGGAAUUGCAGGAAUUGCCAGAGACUACUCUAGAAUGUUCAUGGACAUCCUGACGAGUACGAACAGGGCCGCCGUCGCCAUCCAGACUAUUUACACCAUGCUUGCGCAGAGCGCACAUGACCAGAUGCUGGACUUUUAUUCAGUCUCGGCUCCAGCAGAGAUUGUCCAAACCGUUACUUCAACUAUCCCCACCAGCUACAAAGGACUGAUUACUGUCGUUGUCCUUGUCCUCGCCAACGAUUUGUGUAUACUUUUUCUGACAGCGCUGUACAUUUACCAUUCGCGAUACACAAUGAUUGGAGACUUUUGGCAUGCUGUUUCACAAAUGGUGGGCAGUACGACGGAGGAAAUAUUGGACAAGGGCAAUAUGUCCAAAGACUGCAGAACUUUCGAGGGUUUUGAAGUAAACAAAUAUGUUCAGCUGGAAAGGUCAGCAGAGAGUGGUCGGGUUGGAGUCGUCGAGGUAGGUCACAUCAUCAACGCGCCCAGUGUUUUGCAUUGGGUCAGUAAAGUCUAUCGAAGGACACGGGAUAUGGUGAAAAGACAAACAUCAGGACUUUCCAAGAUGACCCAGUCAAAGACGCGGAGCUCCGCGUCUGCACUGGAGAACGAAAACUGA